Belonocnema kinseyi is the source of this 945-nucleotide messenger RNA. RefSeq lists its product as uncharacterized. The record is from RefSeq and is a predicted model, not a curated record. The coding region runs from base 481 to 945 and encodes 154 amino acids. NCBI's taxonomy places the organism in Eukaryota, Metazoa, Arthropoda, Insecta, Hymenoptera, Cynipidae. The transcript is spliced from 2 exons.
GACGAUAUAUUCAACAUAGUGAUCGACAGCAUUGCAUUGAUAUUUUCACUAAAAUCUUCAUCCUUCAGAGAAUGCAGAUCCCAAUUUUCGAGUUUUUCAAGUUCAUGGAUGUAUCGGAUCUUUAUACUUUCCGAAAAUUUUACCAAAUAUUCACUCUAUAUUUCGAAAAAAUAAAAACAAUUUUAUAACCCUCCAGCAACACGUAGACACCCUAGGCUUGUACGGCCACUGUUAUUCAUUCAAAGGAAGGUGAAAGCGCCUGAUGUAACAAGCAAAAAUGGUAUAUCUAGAAAGGUUUCUGCAGUCUCGUCCUACACACUUGUCAGCUUACUCGAAAUGAUCAUCUCUGACUUUAUUGCAUGGCUUAUUGAUCAUUCAGUACGGUCAGUUGCAAGGGAUUUGGCAGUUGGCUUCAGUUCUUCGUAAACUCUAGAAAUAAACGGUUCGAGACAUAAUUGAAGAAGUGCACUGUUGUCAAUAAUGGUGAAAACGCGCCAAGAUACGGAAAUUAAUUUCGUAGGGGACACUAGUGAACAUUUCUGCAGUCGAAAGUUACCUUCCAGAAAAGAGGUGCUACGAGUAUUUUUUCACCAUAAGAAGCUAUUGAAACAAACUAUACGUUACAGUUCUACGCGUACUGCUGAAAAGGUUAUUGCAUUUUGGAACGAAGCAGGCAUUCCAGUUGGGAAUAAAAGAGAUAUCAUAAAGAAAAUAGAGCGUUUGAAUGAAAAGUGGUUAAAAUUGAAUAUGAAUUCCAGGCCGAAAGCUAAAUCUAAAGCUCAAUUCUUCAAAGAACUAGCAUUUAAAGACGAUCUCGAGGACCUGUUCGACAUUGCGCAUGUAAGGGCUUCAACAUCGAAUUUCGAAAAUAGUGAAGGGGUCGAAGAAGAAAUCGAGGGUAGGUUCUGUUGCAUUGUAUAUUUUUCAAAGAUACAGUGCAGUUGA